Messenger RNA from Oryza brachyantha (malo sina), 2155 nucleotides. Its product is annotated as serine/threonine protein phosphatase 2A 57 kDa regulatory subunit B' kappa isoform-like. NCBI's taxonomy places the organism in Eukaryota, Viridiplantae, Streptophyta, Magnoliopsida, Poales, Poaceae. Gene Ontology annotation, cellular component: protein phosphatase type 2A complex. Gene Ontology annotation, biological process: signal transduction. Gene Ontology annotation, molecular function: protein phosphatase regulator activity. The record is from RefSeq and is a predicted model, not a curated record. The coding region runs from base 455 to 1930 and encodes 491 amino acids. The transcript has 2 exons.
UCUCCAAAACGCCAAAAUUUCCCCACUGCUCCACUGCUUUCCCCUCCUCCUCCUCCUCCUCCCCGCGAGAUCCCAUCCAUGGCCGCCUCCUCCCGCCCCCGGAUCUGGCCCUGACGAGGCCGCCAUUGCCGGGUGCUUCCCCUCCUUUUGCCAUUUUUUGAGGUGGUGCCCUUUCUUGCUUUUCUUUUCUUUUCUUUUCUUUGCCUGGGGUGCUUUCUUUGGGGGUGGGAGGUGUUCUUGAUCCCGCCGCAUUCGCGCCCGCGGGGGUGGUUCGGGGAAGGAGGGGGCGAUCCGCUGUCGAGGUAUCGUUGCAAGAGCGGAUUUUGGAUUUUUUUUAAUUUAAUUUGGGCGGCCCGGGAUUUGCGCUGCCGUGGUGUUGAUUUCUGGGCGCUUGAGGAGAGCAAUGGUGGUUUGAUUUGUGGAUGUGGUGUUGGUGCCGACGAAGCUCGCCGCCAUGUGGAAGCAAUUCAUCGGAAAGCUGUCGUGGAAGUCGCUGAAAUCCAACUCCGGCGGCGGCGGAGGGUACUCGCCGCCGGCGGGGAAGCCGUCGCCUUUGUCACCCCGGACGAACGGGAACGCCGUGGCGAAGCCGAACGCGUCGCCCCCGCCGGCCGCCGGAGCCGAGGGGAGGCCCAGGGAGGAGGCGUUCGUCCAGAAGGUGAACAUUUGCUGCGUGGUGUUCGACUUCUCGGACCGGGGGAAGGACUCCACGGAGAAGGAGAGGAAGCGGCAGGUGCUCAUGUCGCUCGUCGACUGCGUCGGCGCGGCAGAGGAGCCCCUCACGGAGGGGAUGACCGCGGCGUGCGUGCGCAUGUUUGCGGCUAACCUCUUCAGGGUCUUCCCGCCCAAGGUCAGGUCGGGCACGACGGCGUCGGAGACGGAGGAGGACGAGCCGUUCUUCGACCCCUCAUGGUACCACCUGCAAGUGGUGUAUGAAUUGCUUCUUCGGUUCGUGACGUCGCCGAUGGUGGAUGCCAAAGCAGCUAGGAAGUAUGUGGACAGUUCAUUCAUAUCGAGGUUGCUAGAUCUGUUUGAUUCCGAUGACCCCCGAGAGAGGGACUGCUUGAAGACAAUAUUGCAUAGGAUAUAUGGCAAGUUCAUGGGAAAUCGACCAUUCAUCCGUAAGGCUGUGAGUAAUAUCUUCUAUAGGUUCGUGUUCGAGACAGACCAUCACAAUGGGAUAGCAGAGCUGUUGGAGGUAUUUGGCAGUGUGAUAAGCGGGUUUGCGAAGCCAUUGAAGGAAGAGCACAAGUUGUUCCUAUUGAAAGCGUUGAUUCCGCUUCACAAGCCAAAGACGGUGGGUGUGUAUCUUCCGCAGCUGACGUACUGCAUUACACAGUUCAUUGAGAAGGAAACCAAGCUUGCAGGGACUGUAAUCAGAGGCCUGCUGAAGUACUGGCCAGUAACAAAUAGUCAGAAGGAGAUGAUGUUCUUGGGGGAGUUGGAGGAGGUGUUGGAGUUGACCGACAUGGCUGAGUUUCAGAAGUGCAUGGUACCGCUGUUCCGCAGGAUUGCAAAUUGCCUGAAUAGCUCUCACUUUCAAGUUGCUGAGAGAGCUUUAUUCUUGUGGAACAACGAGCAUUUGUUUGAUAUGAUCUCCCAAAAUCGUCAAGUGAUUCUACCAAUUAUAUAUCCAGCUCUAGAGAGGAACACCCGUUGGCACUGGAAUCAGUCAGUCCUCAAUGUGACCCUGAAUGUCAGGAAAAUGUUCUUGGACAUGGAUGAGAGAUUGCUCCUGGCUUGUCAGAACAACUUCCAAGCGGACGAAGAGAAGCGAGCAGCGACCGAGGAGCGGCGAAGGCUUAUGUGGGAGCAGCUGGAGCGGAACGCCGCCGCUGCCACAUUCCAUCAUCAUCCAGUGAUCACAAAUGACACAAGCUUUCCUGCACCCCCUUCAUCAGCUCCUCUGGUAGCUCCCACUGUGACAUGACCAUGUGUUCCAAAUAUACUCCAUUCCACUUAUUUGUUAGCUAGCUAGAUGAUGAAGUUGCUUGCUUCUCCUGGGGCUACAGAAGGCAUUUUGUUACCUUCGUAAGGCCCUUGUCAAAGUCUGUAAUUAAUAGUUGAUGGUUUGAGGACAAAUGACACUUGAUUUUUUUUGUGGCGUAUUCUCGAGUAAUGGGCAUUGCUUUCUUGGCAAAAUCUUGAUUGGUUC